This is a messenger RNA of Osmia lignaria (orchard mason bee), 3679 nucleotides long. It is a transcript of the gene hop, whose product is annotated as tyrosine-protein kinase hopscotch. Gene Ontology annotation, cellular component: cytosol; cytoskeleton. The record is from RefSeq and is a predicted model, not a curated record. Gene Ontology annotation, biological process: cytokine-mediated signaling pathway; intracellular signal transduction; protein phosphorylation. Gene Ontology annotation, molecular function: non-membrane spanning protein tyrosine kinase activity; cytokine receptor binding; ATP binding. Lineage: Eukaryota; Metazoa; Arthropoda; Insecta; Hymenoptera; Megachilidae.
AAAAAUCCCAAUGUAAUCUGUGAUUUACUGGAAUACCUCGACCAUCGUACAUUUUUAUUCACAUGCGCAGAGAGUUAAAUAUGCGUUGUAAAUAAACGAUACACUAUGGGAUAGUUGAAGUAUAUAACAAAAUGUAAAAAGGAAGACAAUUUUUUAAACAAUGGAAAGUGAUCGACAUGCAAUCGUUUAUGUUGCAAAUGAAGAAAAGGAAUUAACUUAUUCGAUUGCUUAUGGACAAACAAUUGAAGAUCUUAGUAUCAAGAUUUGUAAAUCUCUAGGUAUAGGACCAGUAGCAAGACAUCUUUUUGCUGUUAGAAAUCAUUACACAAAACUAUGGUAUUCAUUAGCCCAUCGUUUAGAAGCGAAGGAUAAAAACAAGUUUGAUUUUAGACUAAGGUUUAAACCCUCAAGUUUAUACAGAUUAAAACAAAUUGAUGAAAAUGCCUAUGACUAUUAUUUUCAACAAGCCCGUGCUGAUGUUAUGGAUAAUAAAGUACCAGACAUUGUUUAUGAGAGACAUAAACAAGAGCUAAUUGGUCUUGGUGUUAGCGAUAUGUACAGAGUAAUGUUAGAAAAGAAAGUACCGAGAGAAACAGUAGAAUCAGAAUACCGAAAAUAUAUUCCAAAAGAAUGUAUAAAACGGCAUGCAUUUUUUAUCAAAAAACCAAUACAUAAUGCGCUUCGUAAAAUAUCUGGACACGAUGCGAAUUAUGUUAAAGAACAAUAUUUGAAACAAUUUCAAUGCAUGGCGCCGAAUUAUCCAUACGAAGAAUAUGAAGCUUUAAUGGACAGAGGUUUUCAAAACCCUCCAGCAAAAGUGUCUUUAAGAGUUAAUGUAAAUGAAGUGAAAUAUUAUGAAGCAAAUGCUACUUCAUGGACUACAUUGUGUGCAAUUGAAGAUUUAUGUUUUGUUUCUAUAAGACAAGAUAAUACAGUGGAAAUAUCACGGAAGAAUGGUAUACCUUCAUAUUUAAAAUUUUCAAAGAGUACAUUUUUAAUGUCCUUUGUUUCUGCAUUAGAUGGUUAUUAUCGUUUAGCGGUUAAAUGGACAUUUAAUUUGUGCGGUGAGAUUGUUACUCCUUCUUUAGAAAGACUAUAUAAAUUAAAAUGCCAUGGUCCAGUUGGGCAAGAUUUUUCAUAUGCAAAACUUCUAGAAAAACGUGCGAAUAAACCAGGCUGUUACCUUCUUAGAGAAUGUGGAACUGAGUACGAUACAUACUAUCUAGAUGGAUAUAACAAAGAAGGAAAGUUAUUUUCUAAAAAAAUAGAAGAGAAAACUUUAUCAAAUGAAUUUACUAUUGUUGGUAGUCCUAACAGAUAUAAUUCAUUGGCACAGUGUGUUGCAUCCUUCCAAGAUUCUGAAGGACAGUCAUAUCUUACAGAAUGUCUACCACCUUCUGAGUAUGAUAAAUCACCAUUAUUACUGUGUGCCCCUGAAAGUGCAGUCAGUGAAGUUGCAGCAGAUGAGGAAAUUGUAGCUUCAGUUUUAGAGACUGGACCACGUUGUGUACCUCAAAACCAGCUUGAAAUUUACAAACCUUUUCUAAAAAUUACUAGAAAUCAUCAUUAUUCACCGACAGUUCUUCACCGAGCAAUUUGGAGAUUAACUAAAGGAAAAAAAUUAGAAGUCGCUCUUAAAAUUUUAAAACAAGAAGAAGAAUCAAAUUACACAAAAGAAUUUUUGGAACUUGCUGGAAAGUGGUCUCAGUUGCGUUCUGGAACUCUUGUAAGGUUAUAUGGUUUAACAGUAACACCAUCCAUUGGAAUGCUUUUGGAAUUGGUACGGCACGGUACUCUUGACGAAUAUUUACGUAGUUCUUCUUCUCAAACUGUUAAAACUGUAGAUAUGGUAGAAGCUACAGCUUGUCUAGCUACUGCUCUUUGGCACCUUGAAGAGAACGGUGUAGUUCAUGGUAACAUUAAAUGCAAUAAACUCCUCGUCCAUGCCCAUACUAAUAAUAGCUUUGUAGUCAAACUUGCCGAUCCAGGAUUAUUUGUGUAUAAGGAGACAGAUAUUCAUUGGUUACCUCCAGAAACGUACACGAAUCCAGAAUUAGCUAGAUAUAGUUUCCAAGCAGAUGUUUGGGCUGUGGGAACAACAAUUUGGCAAAUCUUUGCUAGAGGAGCCACUUUAUUAGAACUUCAAAAUGUAGUUGUAAUGAAAAAAUUUUAUGAAUCCGGAAAACGUUUGCCUAUUCCAAGUGGCUGCCCUACAGAAGUUUACAGACUAAUGCGUGAAUGUUGGGGAGACGUAAAUGGUUCUAGAAAACAACCCCAGGCGAUUAUGAGAGAUAUAAACCAAAUUCUGUAUCAAGUAUAUAAUUCACGCAGGAGUCAUGCUUAUGCAACAGCUUUUCCUAAGUUAUUCAAUUCUGAAUUAAAGAAACAUAGUCCAGAUAAUUCUGACAUUAGUGAUGACAACAAGUCAAUAAAUAGUGAAUCGAGGGCUAGUAGUCUUCUUACGGAUAAUACAAGUCUUCCUUGGAAUGACAUGGACGACAGCACGCAAAGUUUGAUAAAUAUUAAUGGUACAAGUGUAGGUAGUUUAGAAGAUUUGUCUGCUUAUUUAAGUUGGUCAUCUAAUACAAGAAGAGAUUCAGAAGGCGGUUCGGUAUCUCAGAAUAAUGUUCCUAAUAUGAAUUGUAUUGAACACUCUACUCAAACACUGCGAAUAAGGCAUGCUGGUGAUUUAGACGAGGUGAUAAGAAGAAAUGAACAAGGAGGUGAAGAAGACUCCGAUUCUAGAAGAAGUAGUAAUGAUUCUUUAGGCCAAAUGCGAGGCAUUUAUGAAUUAGAUAUAGAUUGUAAUGUAAUUCUACAAGGUAGAAUUGGUCAGGGUUUUUAUGGAGAAGUUUAUAGAGGAACACUAGAAAGAGAAACUGGAAAAGAUACGGAGCAACAACAGGUUGCUAUAAAAAAAUUAAAAACAAAAGCAUUAGAAGCAGACAUAAGGGAUUUUGAAAGAGAAAUCGCCAUAAUGAAGACUUUGAAACAUCCAAACGUAGUAGAAAUUCUAGGAGUAAUAUCAGAGCCUGAAGUUUGUUUAGUAAUGGAGUAUGUAAAACAUGGUUCAUUACAAAGUUAUUUGUUAAUUCACAAGCAAGAAUUAACGCAUAAAAGAUUAUUAGGUUUUGCAUUGGAUAUUGCAACAGGAAUGGAGUAUUUGGGUAGCAAGAGUAUUGUUCACAGAGAUCUUGCUGCAAGAAAUAUUUUAGUCGCUGAUGAAAAUAAAGUGAAAAUUAGUGACUUUGGGCUGGCUCAAGUUACUGGGAAGAAUGAUUAUUAUAUUUUACAGACUGAUCGCGGUCUUCCUAUCAAAUGGUAUGCCCCAGAAAGUAUUAGAGAUGGAAAAUUUUCUACUCGAUCAGAUGUCUGGUCUUUUGGUGUAACAAUGUAUGAAACAUUUGGUUAUGGUGAAGAACCACGUUUACCUGGUCUUGAUUCAAGUAUAGAACGUCUUCAAAAUGAGCAAGAAAAAGGAAGUACCGAAUUAUUAGCCGCGUUAGAAAGAGGCACUCGUCUUCCUUGCCCUUCUACCUGUCCCCAAGCAAUUUAUAUAAAACUUAUGUAUCCAUGUUGGCAUCUACAAAGUCAUCAGAGACCAGAUUUUGCAACUCUUUGCAAUGAUAUCAGAGAUCUCCUUGCUCAGUACUGAGAAAGAAAUAUAAAAAUUGCGUUA